GUAACUUUAAUAGCCGCCAUCUUCACUAUGUUCUAAGCUCAACACCAACAUUUGCAACAACAUAGGUCAUUACCGAGAUAUUAGGUACUGCCACUACUUCUGUUAAAUUAUCUUGCAUAGAGACUCAACUGAGGCUUUCUUUACUCGAUAUCGAUAUCAAUCUCCCAAACAUUACCUACUAGGUAUCUUUACUGUCUCUGUUACUAUCAAGAAUCACUCGGUAUCAUUCCAAACACCACCACCAAUUCCAGCAAAACCGAACCAACAAUGCUCCGCCGACCGCCAACAACCCUCACACUCACAGCCGAGGACGUCGCGUCCUACGAAGACCGACGAUACGCGACGCAAACCCAAUCGCAACCACAAACCCAAGCACCCUCCCGAGCAGCUUCUCACCAACCAUACUCGCACCAACCCCAACCAACAGCAAUGGACACCUCCCCCUCCAUAACCCCGUCCCCGCCCCCCGCAGGCGACGACGAAGACAUGCAAGACGUAGACGUCGACGUGGACGACGCCGACGUAACCGACCCCUUCAUAACCGCGCCCCGCCGCGCCGCCCGGGACCAAUUCACAACGCGGGAAGUCUCUCCCGGCGCCGUGCGCGCCGCGUACCUGCAACAAGUACGCGCAACCAGAAGCCAACAACAACAACAACAACAGCAACAACAACAACAACAAACCCCCGUCCCCACCGCCCCCCAAACCCGAAUGCAGCGGAUCACCGGCUCCAGCACGCAAACCGUAAGCGCGCCACGAACACGCACAGCAACAAGUCGGCAAGGGAGCAACGAGCCAUCAGCAGUGCCAGCCCCAGCGCCCGGACGUAUGAUGACGCGGAGCAGGGAGGAGCGGAUCGGGGUAUCUGGGACGGGGGCGAAUGCGGGAGCGGGAGGGGGACCGAGACGGCGGUAGGGGCGCGCUCGGACACGGCCUGGUCCUUACGAUUUGUAUAUAUCCCUUUUGAGUCUUGUGUAUUUUGGCGCUGAUUGAUGUAUGUAGGUGAUUGGGAAUGGGAGUUGGAGGUCUUGGAUAUGCUCUUUUUCACUCUCGUGUACGCUAUGCUGGACUCGAGGUUUCUUGCCUCGUCUCUUGAGUGAAAUGAAGGGCUGGGAUACCUUUCCCGUGUCGCUACUUACUGUGUCUGCAUGGUAGUUGGUGGCUCUCCUGUCGGUGCGUAUCUGCCUGGGACUUUGCUAGCUGCUUGUCAGUGAAACGUUAUCCUAUUUUAUAGGUAGACUUUGCCUGGCAGAGUGGUUUAAAUGCGAGAGAACUCGUAACUGGUGGAAGUAGAGGCCAGACAAUGAUCGUUGUGGGAAGUUAGGCAUGAGGUGGGAGAUGGGCGCUGUUAAUUCAUUUGGUAGAGGAGGGUGAUGAGGAGAGAAAGCGGUUCUUUGAGGAAAAGAUUUAUGGGAGCUCCUGAGUUUAUGGGCUAAGUCACGGUCUACGCUCGAUUCCUAAGCCUUUCUGAUGGAGAAUAUCGAGGUAUGCUAUAUGCUCUUAUGAAUCUUUACAUCUAUUCUAGAUAGGAGCCAACCGCUAAUCAACUGUUC
Molecule: messenger RNA, 1553 nt
Organism: Annulohypoxylon maeteangense
Lineage: Eukaryota; Fungi; Ascomycota; Sordariomycetes; Xylariales; Hypoxylaceae
Exons: 1
Coding region: 268-915 (215 amino acids)
Biological process (GO): anaphase-promoting complex-dependent catabolic process
Cellular component (GO): anaphase-promoting complex
Source: RefSeq, a predicted model, not a curated record